AUAUAUAUAUAUAUAUAUAUAUAGUGACAGUGUGGCGAUCUGUCACACCGGGAUUCUCAACAAGGCAGGUUGAGGGGCUCCAGGGUACUUUGUGUGAUGCAGAGGAAAGUGGCUUUUCACUUUCCUCAUGUCUUUGUAAAGUCCAUUUUGGGACCUGGAGCCUGGAGAUUUCAAAGUGAUUUGGGAGGGAUGAAAUCUCCAAUCCUGGGACCAGGUUUUGGGAAAGGCCAGGAUCCUGAUUGGUCAGGUGUGCAUGGCUCUCUUCUAGAGUCAGGACCAGGGUUCUGGGCUCCACCCCAGCAGACAGGAGUCAGGAGGGCUCCACCUUGGCAGACAAGAGUCAGGAGGGCUCCA
Messenger RNA from Staurois parvus, 354 nucleotides. Lineage: Eukaryota; Metazoa; Chordata; Amphibia; Anura; Ranidae. The record is from the annotation of a GenBank genome assembly.